Messenger RNA from Trichomonas vaginalis G3, 1314 nucleotides. Its product is annotated as serine-type peptidase protein. Gene Ontology annotation, molecular function: serine-type exopeptidase activity; dipeptidyl-peptidase activity. The transcript has a single exon. The record is from RefSeq and is a predicted model, not a curated record. The coding region runs from base 1 to 1314 and encodes 437 amino acids. NCBI's taxonomy places the organism in Eukaryota, Parabasalia, Trichomonadida, Trichomonadidae. Gene Ontology annotation, biological process: proteolysis.
AUGUUGCCCAUUUUAUUAUCAUUAGUGAGGAGCGACGAAAAUCGCACAUUCUAUUCAUUUAAACAGACUCUUGACCACGAAAAUACAGGUUCAGAGACCUUUGAUCAGUACUAUUAUGAAGUUACUGAUCAUGUUGUCGGACAACCAAAAGCAAUCAUCGUUAAAAUAGGCGCAGAAAGUGACAAACUCGUUGCAUCCGGCGUUAGUGAUUUUAACGCUGUUCUUGCUAAGAGAUAUAACGCAAUUGUUUUAACAAUUCAGCACAGAUUCUUCGGAAAAUCCAUUCCACAGGACGGACUUACAGUUGACAAACUCAAAUUCUUAACAGUUGAGCAAGCUGUUCAAGAUUAUAAGGUUUUCCACGAUUAUUAUCAAAAUGAAAAGAAACUUAAUUUACCAUGGCUUGUUGUUGGUGGAUCAUAUCCAGGCCUUCUUUCUGCCCUCAUCAGAGAUAAAUAUCCAGAUGAUUUCAAAGCAGCAAUUUCAUCAUCCGGCGUCCUUUAUGCUACAAACAAUUUCGUAGAGUUCGAUCUCCAAGAUGCCAUUUCCAUGGGUCAGGAGUGCGCUGCAAUCGCUCGCCAAACAAGAUACCAAAUUGAAAAGCUUCUCGAAGACCCAAGUGACAAAGCUUAUGUCAUGAACCUCUUCGGCGUCGAUACAGAAAAAUACCCACUCAAGGAUGGCGAAUUCAUGAACUUCAUCGGCGAAUUAUUCACCCUCUCAUUACAAUACAACAACCUCUCUAAGGUUUGCAGCCCACUUGUCAAUGCCCGUCGCCUCGGCUACGAUACAGUUUCCGCUCUCGCUACAUACGCAAAGGGCUGGUUCUACGAAAACCAGGCCAAGCCACAAGAAUACUCUACAGCCCACAUGAGAAACAUCACAGGACCAAACAACGAUCAGCGCUGCUGGUUCUGGAUGACAUGCAACCAACUCGCUUACUGGCAGAUCGGAAAGGGAAGAUUAUCUCUUCGUGGCGAAAAGGUUACAAAGGAAGUCUUCGAAGACCAAUGCAAGGAUGUCUUCGACCAGGAGAUGCACCCAGACGUUGAUGCCUUCAAUGCGAAAUACAGCGGAAUUCCUCUCAAUCGCGACCACAUUUUCUAUACAACAGCUUCACAGGAUCCAUGGACAUGGACUUGCGUAACUGAGGAUGUCAAAGUCAACGAAAAUAGCGUCGUUCGCACAUACGCCGGCCCUGAGCUUGGCCAUUGCAGCGACCUCGAUGGCGCCACAGAUAACGACCCAGAGGACCUCGUAAGAAUUAGAGAACAGGAGAUCCUCACGAUCGAGCACUGGCUUUUCGAUCAGUAA